Molecule: messenger RNA, 471 nt
Organism: Knipowitschia caucasica
Lineage: Eukaryota; Metazoa; Chordata; Actinopteri; Gobiiformes; Gobiidae
Source: the annotation of a GenBank genome assembly
AUGAUGCGUUUCCUGCUCCUCUUCAGUCGCCAAGGGAAGCUCCGUCUGCAGAAAUGGUACACGCCACUGACCGAGCGAGAGAAGAAAAAGAUUAUCAGGGAUAUGACAACCAUGGUGUUGGCACGGCAACCACGGUCGUGUAAUUUCAUUCAUUGGAAAGACUUGAAAAUUAUUUAUAAAAGGUACGCCAGCUUGUAUUUCUGCUUGGGUGUGGAGCGAGAGGAGAAUGAGCUGUUGGCUCUUGAGGUCAUCCAUCGAUAUGUGGAGCUGCUUGACAAAUACUUUGGCAAUGUGUGUGAAUUGGACAUAAUCUUUAACUUUGAGAAAGCCUAUUUUAUCCUCGAUGAAUUUCUAAUUGGUGGAGAAGUUCAAGAAACCUCCAAACAGACGAUAAACCGAUGCAUCGAAAACUCUGACAUGUUGCAAGAGGAUGACAACAAUGAGUGGUAUGAGGUGGAGCUGUUUGGAUGA